Molecule: messenger RNA, 8187 nt
Organism: Symbiodinium necroappetens
Lineage: Eukaryota; Dinophyceae; Suessiales; Symbiodiniaceae
Source: the annotation of a GenBank genome assembly
AUGGCUGCCUUGCUCGUUUUCCAGGCGCUGCUAGCCCAGCAUCCUUCGCUGAAGGCGAUGCUGGCCAUGAGCAAGUUCACGGUCAACCAGGAAAUGGUGGCAUGCGAGUCCGACCGAGCUUCCGCCUCGAUGCAAUCUUCCGGCAUCUCUGCCCGUCUCCCCUUGCUCGGCCCUUCCCAUCCAAACACACGGCGUGUUAUGCAGCCUCCACCAUAUGGAGUGCCGCCUCCGCCGCCCGGCCAUUAUGCUCCGCUAGGGCAUGCUUACGGGUACGAUCCUUACGCGCGGCCCGAGCUUCACGGCAGCCAGCCUGCCGGCUACUAUGCCGGAGCAGGUUAUGGCCAGCAUGAUUAUUACCGUCAGCAGAGUGCAUACGGCCACGAACGCCACGUAGAGUACGGUAGUGGCUUCAAUGACGGAGAAAGCCGACCAAGAGAUCAUGGCAGCAAUGCUGAUCGAGGUGACCGGUUUGAAGGCCACUCCGAGAGGGACUACCCUAAUCACCAGGGCGACUGGGAAGGGAGGGGCGAUCACCGGCACGACCGGCAUGAACGUGGCGAACGUGACAGAGAUCGUCGUGACAGGGACCGCCGUGAUAGGGACGAUCUCAACAAUUCUGCUGGGGAUCAUGGUUUCGAUCGGCGAGCUGGGCAUGGUUCCGCUCGUGACGAUGACAGGAGAGACUCGGAUAACAGAAGAGGCCAUGAAGGCCGCAGCGACCCGCGCCCUCCGAAAGGUGGUGGCAAGGGAGGCCGUGGCCGCGGUGGGCAGGGAAGCCGGGAGCUGGCGCGGUCGAGGAGCCGCAGUCGAAGGCGUUCGAGUUCGGGCUCCUCUUCUGGGUCUCCACAAGAGAAGAAGCGCAUGCGUAAGGCCGCUGGCUUCGACAGUGUCACGAAGCCUCGCGAGACUGGAAAGGUCCCCACCGAGGCGGCUCCGCAGAGAGGUCUCGCUUUGGCGCCAGGCCGCAAGGCAGACGUUUACGGCCUGAAGGGUGCUUCGCAGUACAACGGCUGCGAAGGCAUCGUCAUCGAAGGGCCAAACGACAAAGGACGCUGGGAAGUGCAGGUGGACUACCAGUGCGAAACAAAAACGCAGCCACGGGGCCAAUUCCAGCCCCCGACAAGGCCCUUCCCACUGCCGUCUUCAGACCCGGGCAGCCUGGGCCUUGCGCCGAGCCCCAGUGGCCACUUCGGUGCAGAAGCACGCAAGCACUUCUGCCUCGAGGAUGGCUUCACGUUCCUGAACCAUGGCGCCUUUGGCGCCACACUGAAAAGCAGUUUGGAAAGCAAGCGGCGGUGGGCCGAGUACAUCGAGACACAGCCCGUCCGCUUUUUGGAUCGAGCCUCGCUGACAACCUUCCGUGAGGCCUGUUUGGUCCGAGAGCUUUUUCCUUGGAUGGUCAGCGUGACCCGCAGCUUGAGCCAGGUGCUCUCCGCACCUGCAGAAGACCUGCUGCCAGCACUUUGGCAACUGCAGUUUUGGGAGCAACGUGCGCGGAGCAAGUGGGUCCCCAGUGCCACGCUGGGAACGAACGCAGUCCUCAGAUCCUGGCAGCGGAAGAGAAAGCCCGAUGAUUCCCAGCGCCUCUUGGCUGAGAUGUCCUCAGGAGCGGUUAUCCUUUCGGUGGCUUAUGGCUCUACCAAGAAGCUUCUCAAGAGGAUGUCCGAGGAGUCUGGCUUCCAGGUUGUUGAAGCAACCAUCGAUUUUCCGUUGGCUGGAGACGCGGAGGCCCGAAUCAGGCAUGAGGCACCAACGGUGCUCACACACUUCUUUACACCGGAGCCUUCAGAGCGAUGUGGACACCAGGUGCUGCCACUCCGGGAGGCCGUGGCGCUCUGCCGCGCUAAGGCUCCCGAGGCUUUCGUCAUGGUCGAUGCAGCGCAUGGCUCACCUCUGAAGCUCACGGGUCCCGCUGCGGUGCCCGUGGACGCCCUGGUGACCAACUGUUCGGAGGACCUGCUCGGACCGAUGGCUCUUGUGGCAUUGCCACCAUUUAAAGCACUGCAAGAUCGCGGGCAGCAGUGCAUAUCUGCUCACAUCUACAACCACAUCGAGGAGUACGAGAUGCUGCGAGAUGCCGUCCUGGAGCUUCAGCACUUGGACCAGCUGCUUUCCCUCCUAGAAAGCAACCUGCAACCCAAGCCUUCCUGCGGCUGGGAGCUCGUCAUCGCACCGAUUGCACUAGGCAUCAAGGAGACGGAUGUCUCUCAAGCCUUGUCCGUGCAUGGGAGGGUGCGACAUGUAAAGAUGACGGAUCCUCCGGCCUGGGUCUCGAUUUCCUGCACUGAUUCAGAGUGGAGGAUCCCUUGCUGGCCCGUGGGCCCCCUCUUCCUAGGAUCCAGCGUGCUUGGAAAGCUGGCUGCUGGGCUCGAGAAAAGCUCAGUGGGAGGUGGCAGCACCGAAGUUGUCCUUUAUAGAUCUUUCAGAGCAUACAAGGCAGCCCUUGGGCCUCUCGAGGGGUCGCCGUCUGUGUCACACGGCUUCCCGAGCGAGGCCGGUGCGACAUAUGUGUACGAGCACCCUUCCGGAGAUGGCGCUGUGGAGUGCCUGGCCCUCGUCUUGCUAAAGCGCAGUCACGGCAUUAUGGCUGCUGUACCUGUUGGUGUUUUCACCCCAGAGGAGCUUCAGGCCGGGGAGGCUGCAUCUAUGGAGGCCACGAUUGGUCCCUCUCGGCAGGUCGAGGUCUCAGGUGCAAGGAUCGUGGAUGGGGUUGCCUCUCCCGUCGGGGGCGCCUCUGUGUCAGCCGUCCUCGUGGACUUGGUGGCGGAGAGUUGUGUACGGUUUCUGCCGUUGGUGCCUGGAGAAGAGCCAGAGCUUCUAGUGCCUUUCGACAGUGCCCGGCCGGAUUGCUGGCCCGACCCAAGUGCUUUGCUGCAGGUCGCCUUGAGCUGGGUGCAAGCGCCAGACCCAGAGCAGGAGCGAGUCACGUACUACUCAGCGGAGGAGGUUGUGGACCCUCCACCCGUGCCCAGGACUCGAGCCAGGCUCAAGUUGUCACGCGACGACCCGGGCGUUCCGCUCCCGGCUCCCGUUGGUGGUGGCUCCGACAAGCCCGCCGAGCCAGCUGCAAAACCGAAGCGGGUCAGCACAGCAAACCUGGCGACUCAGUUGGAGACCCUUGGGCAGCCGCCUUUGGCCGCGCCGUUGGGUGUCAUACGAUCAAAGGCGCCAUCGGCAGCGCUCUUGGGCCCACCGCCGACUGCUGUUCGAGGGCCCCCCCUGGAGGCUGCACAAGUGAACGCCCGAGUGCCGAACGAUGCCCAGGAGCUGGAGGAGGACACGCUGGCAACCGGCGCCGACACAACCUUGGCCCAGGCUGUUCUAGCCCAAAGCCAAGCACUGACUGCACUAGUUGGUCAACUCGCGGCCGCCAAUCCCGAUCCGCUCCUCGACCUCCCGUCCGGCUCAGUGUCUUCGCGGGGAGCAGCCCAGCGGGCAAAGCUCCAGGAGGAACUUGCGUCAGGCCGGGGAACGUUCUACCAUGCGGUCCUAGGGAACAUGGCUCGCCGAAUGUCGCCCGCAUCCAUUCCAGCUACGGACCCGAGUGUGCUUCUCUCUCAAGGAGUGUGCCUCAGCAGGUACUUCGAAAGGUUCGGAGGGUUUGGGUCAGCUCGCGAUAUGGCGCUCAUUGCCCACCAAGUCAGUGCGAUAAUGGAUGCCUUUCAGGCCGGGCGAGAAGACCUGGCCAGGGAUCACACUGCCCUCCUUGCCGUGUGCAUAGAGCAAUCGGUGUUAGAUGGGAAUCGGAUGGAAGUUGCCUACCAGCUGACUUUUCUGGAGGACCCACCGGCAGCCAUGUACUCGGGAAAGGGAGGCCAGGGAGCACUGCGUGCAAAAGCGUUUGCUCCAUUGGCAUCGCAGCGCUGGGCAACAGUGGUGCUCUCCUAUCUGAAAGAGUUGGAUACGUUGACGGUGAAGCGAACCGAAGCAGCCAGACCAAAGGCCCCCCCGGGAGGAGGGGCCCUCGUGCUGGAGCCUCUCCUCCUUGUGCAAACUCCACCGCUCGUGCUGCCCCGUGAUGUUGCAGACACGCUUUGCACUACGAUCGGUUUCCUUGACUGGGCGUGGCUGGUGAAGUCUGGGAAGAGCUGGCGUGCUUUGGCGCUCCGGUUCCCUCUUCCUCCCGGCCGAGCUGGUCCCGAAUUUAUUGCACGACUGAUGGAGUUGGAAUCUUUUGCUGCCGAUGUGCUGCAGGGACCCGACUACGGCUAUAGGAUCCUUUUGCAUGGGCUUCCUCUGACCGGUGAGGACAGGCCAACCUUUGAACAUGAGGAUCGUGCCGAAAACCUCAAGUUAGCAAAGCUUUGGGAUGUGAAUGGGCUGCUUCGGUUGAGGGUUGGGGAGAUCAAGGAGCGAAGCCUGUGCAAGGCUUUUAACGCCUACAAAAACGAGAGUCGCGAUCGCCAAAUAGGAGAUCGCAGAUUGCCCAACCAGCACGAGAUGCGAAUAGCAGGCCCAAGCCGGUUCUUACCUUCGGGAGUUCUUUUCUCCAACCUUCAGCUCAGGCGAUGGAAGGACACACUGAGCGCUUUUGUGUCUCAUAGGAAAGACUUCUAUCACCAGGCGAAGGUAAGCAAGGAACGCAGCGAGACCAAUGGUCUCCCCUUCAGCUUUGGUGCCGAGGAGCUUGAAGGUACGGCUGCUUUAGCCUCCGUGCAGGAGGACGCCUGGCGAUCUUUGGGAGUGGAAUUCGCUUUGGAGGCGCAUGGUCAGUUGUUGCAAAGCCGGGGAGCCUUGAGGUCGUGUUGCAUGUUCAAGAAUCGCAGCUUGCCGCCUCUCAAGAGCGACUACCAAGCCCUGGUCAUUGACGACCUGGUCAAUGUUUCAGUGGUGCCGGCCGUUGGCAACCCUCUUGAAUGUGAGGCAGCACGUCUUCACGCUCGGGCGCAGGAAGCUUACAGUGCACAUAAUGUUGCCGGCUCGGCGGAGAAGGAUGUGAUCGCGGCCCCUUUGGUCACAGCCAUUGGUGCCGAACUUGACGCUCGACCGGAGCUGAUACGAGCCGGCAUCGCCACGGCAGCUGCGCCUCUGGCUCGGCGGCUUCCCUUGGCGGCUCUUAGCCUCCGUGCUGCGCGCCUUCCUGUGACUUCGGCGCAGCUCGCUGCCCGCCUUGCGGGGGCAUGGGCUGAGUCUGCGCCCAAUGGCCAGCAGGAAGCUGUGAAGCAACCGUGGGUGUUGGCCCAGGAACUUGUUCUUGGAGCCACGCUCUUUCCUCUUCUUGCGACCGACAUCACUGCCUCUACCCAUGACAAGGUCUAUGCUACUGAUGCGUCGUUGAGCCGCGGCGCUGUUUGCUCUGCGAGGCUUCCUGUUGAGACUGCAAGGGCCAUUUGGCUCAGUGGUGACCGGAAGGGCGGUUACAGCAAGCUCGACUCUCCUGUCAGGGCUGCCCUUCGGGCUGUGGGCGGCGAGACCUGUGACGAAGCUGAGGUGCCUGAGCUCUCUGGUCCUAGCUCGAGCAUCCCCUUCUGCCUUGAUGUUAUUGAGGUUGUGCCUGGGCCGGGGUGUGUGGCGGAUGUCGCAAGCGAUUUCAAUUUGCGUGUGGGCCCCGCCAUCAAUCCUCAGACCUCUCCCCACUUCCGCCUUGAUGACCCUGGGUUUGCCUCUUGGCUUCUCUCUGUGCUCGGGAAUGGAAUGGUAAGGAGCCUCUUUUUGAUGCCCUCUGGGGGCAUUGCUGCUCGCUCCCUCCUUUUCUUUCGCUUUGCUGCAAAGGCUGGCAUUCCUGCUUUGCUUCUGCUCCCGCUCAGCUCACCGUGGUUGGGCUCGGCUCAGUGGAGAGCGGCGUGUAAGCUUAACGGAGUUGAAUCUUGGACGCUCUCGAGAUGUCGUUUUGGUGCCCCAGAGCGUGGUGACCUGGCUGCGCUUAGCUGCCACCUUGUCAAUGGAGGCCUGCGCCUUGCCUGUUUUGGUGGGCAUGAGCAUAGCCCCUCUCUUCGGAGUGACCGCCCGGCUCUCCCUACUGGUCUGGUUGUUGCUGUGGCAAGGGCUUUUAGCUUGUCGCUCCUCCGGGACCCUUCUUUGAAAAGGGAAAAGCCUGGCCUUGAGAGUGUGGUUUGCAACGACUUGUUGAGCAGCGCUACUUGGCAGGUCGAUGUUGUCAUUCCGUGGUCUGGCCACAGUCAUAUCAAUCUCCUUGAGAGUGCUGCCAUUACUGUGCUUCACCGGCGUGUCGCUCUUGCUGAGCCCGACUCUCGCUACUCUGUGCUCGUCGACUCGCAGGUUGCAAAGUCUGCUGCUGCAAAGGGGCGGUCAAGCUCUUUCGCCCUCCGUGCCGGCCUCUGUCGAUCUUCGGCGAUACAGCUUGCGUUUGGUCUUUACCCAACCUACGGCUACGCCCCCACGCGCUUCAAUGUUGCAGAUGACCCUACAAGGUUUCAAGACUUGCGUCUGCCUUGGCAGCAUCGCCUUCACGAGCUUUUGCCGCUCCCUGCUUUCUACAGCCUUGGUGAGCUCCGUCUGAGACGCCCCCUGGCCUCUUGGGCUCGUCUUUUCCUUGUGGCCGCCUACGCACUGGACUUUGCCUCGUCUUCCCUGAGCGAUAUGCUGGCGGGACGGUUUGCCACUACCCCGCAGCUGUCGCUCCGACACGAUGUGCUGGCUUUUGACUCCACUCGUGGCUUCCCUGGCGAAGGUCCUGUUGCGUCCACUCUUUGGCGUGGCCCUUUCUUUGGCUUUCUCCUUCUCACCCUCUGUCUUUGCUUGGGUGACUUUUCUUUUCCUUGGGCCUGCAAGUGCCUCUUUGACCGCUCCCUGCGUCGGGAGUUUUUGGUCAGUCCCUUUCACAGACUUACUUGGACUACUGCCCCGUGUCGUGUGCCCAGCUCCUUCCUCCUGUGUUGGCUCCUUCUUUGGCACUGCCGUUCUGUUGCCGCUCACGGCAGUGCUCCGUGCCUUCUGCGCGUCUUGCGUGUGUGGUGGUUGCCUGUACCACCCGGCCUCGCUUGGAUUUGGCCUGAUCCUAAAGCCGUCUGCCUCCUCUCCCUCCUGGACUUUAACUCCACUCUUGGAUUUCCUGGUGAGGGGUGGCUUUUCUUCUGGGUGUUCAGGGUGUUCUGGUUUGCAGGUUUCGGUAGUUUCCCUCUCGGAGCCAUGGCUGCCCCUGCACCGCGUACCCCUGCUGACCUGGAGAGAGCUGUACGUAGACAGGAGUCGACCCUUGUCGCUGACCGGAUAGUGAGGCCAGUUACCCGGGGAAACCGUGAACGCCUCCUCUCUGAGUUUGAUGGCUGGUUGUUAUCCUCUGGCAGAGGUAGCCUGCAAGACUUGGUUGCGCUGCCCUUCGAUCGAGCUGAAACCAUAGCUGCGACCCUGGUUGCCUACGGCCAAAGCUUGUUUCGCGCGGGCCUCCCCUACUACAAGUACUCUGAGACCAUCAAUGGUGUGGCGAGCCUUCGGCCAGGCAUCAGACGGUCGCUCACCUACGCGUGGGAUUUGGCGUUUGCGUGGCUUAGUGAGGAGCCACCAGUACACCAUGCGGCGAUGCCAAAGGGAGUGCUUCUGGCCCUCCUGUCUGCGUCACUGAUGUGGGGUUGGCUUGCAGAAGCUGCCGUUUUUGGGCUAGCUUGGUGCGGACUACUACGUAUAGGCGAGGUUUUGCAAGCUCGGAGACGCGACCUCAUAUUGCCCUCCGAUGCCGCUCCUGGGACACAGUUUGCGCUUCUACAGGUACGCUCUCCGAAAACGAGAGGCAGAGCUGCGCGUCACCAAGCUGUUCGUGUGGACCCUUGUGACAUCAUCCAGCUGUUAAAUCUAGCUUUUGGCCGCCUCCCAGCUGAAGCUCGACUUUGGUCCAUGUCGUCGGGUACCCUUCGACGCCGCCUACAUCUCUUGCUGAAUCGUUUAGGCCUGGUCGUCAACGGCAAGGCGGCUUUCGAUUUGGCUAGCUUCCGGCCUGGCGGCGCUACCUGGAUGUUACAACUUACAGAGAACAGCGAGCUUGUCAGGAGAAGGGGCCGGUGGCUUUCACUGCGGGUCAUGGAGGUGUACCUUCAGGAAGUUGUGGCUACUACGUUUCUUCCGAAGCAAGCUCCGGGCACCCGUGAACUAGUCAACGCGCUGGCAGAGGAUUUCGGCAUGGUGCUGCGGAGGGUCACCUUCCUGUACAACAGCGGCAUCCUUACGCGGGCGUGGUACCAUUUGCUGGCAGCUGAAAAAGACGCGCUCUCGCAUGGGACAAGUGGUGCUUAG